AUGGAUAAACACGAUGAUGACGAUAACGACGAUGACGAGGGGAUGAUGUGCUCUCCCGAUAGCAACCAGGGCAAAUGCGAGAGUCUUGGUAAGAAAAUUGACAAGCACAUGACUUGCUACAGAUAUGGGGAUGAGAAGUGCUCCAGCUCUCACUGUUGCGAGGACCACCACGGGGAUGGUGAUGAUAGUGAUGAUGAUGAUGAUGACAAAGGCGACAAGAUGAAGUGUUCUCACGAAACCAACCAAGGCAAGUGUAAAAGCCUAGGCAAGAAUGUAGAUAAGCACGAGACCUGCUACAGAUAUGGUGACAAAAAGUGUGCCAGCUCUCACUGUUGCAAGGAUAAGAAGUAA
This is a messenger RNA of Sphaeroforma arctica JP610, 351 nucleotides long. RefSeq lists its product as hypothetical. The transcript has a single exon. The coding region runs from base 1 to 351 and encodes 116 amino acids. The record is from RefSeq and is a predicted model, not a curated record. NCBI's taxonomy places the organism in Eukaryota, Ichthyosporea, Ichthyophonida.